AUGCAGGGACCGUUACCCCUAACAGUCACAGGCAAAGUCCAGUACAUCAGUACUUCGGUAAUGGGGACUCUUCCGAGAGCGGCACGCGAGCUUUCGAAGUUCCCCGAUCUACAAGAAAAGGCCAAGCACGAAUACGAACGGUUCAAGAACUGGGUCGUCAUUUCCGGCGCGGAAGACUAUGAUCACGAGAACUAUCUCAACAACCUUGAGCAUCGCGUUGAGUAUCAGCAGAUCAACGACCUGCUCCAACGACUGCACGUGUUCAGCUACGAUGUUGAGUACAAAAUUAAAACCCACAUUUACGAUGCGCGGUACAAUCAAGACUACCUCCCUAGGGAAAUGAGAAGACGAGAGCCUAAAAUGAGUGACGCGGAUUUCAAGGAGUUGGUUAUUUCCAGGUACAUGGCCAUUGAGAGGCUCAUCGAUGAGUGUUAUGCUUUCAAGCCGAUCGUCUACUAG
This is a messenger RNA of Sordaria macrospora k-hell, 459 nucleotides long. RefSeq lists its product as uncharacterized. Lineage: Eukaryota; Fungi; Ascomycota; Sordariomycetes; Sordariales; Sordariaceae. The record is from RefSeq and is a predicted model, not a curated record.